Molecule: messenger RNA, 981 nt
Organism: Lactuca sativa (garden lettuce)
Lineage: Eukaryota; Viridiplantae; Streptophyta; Magnoliopsida; Asterales; Asteraceae
Source: RefSeq, a predicted model, not a curated record
CCAUCAGUAAGCAUCAUCAGCAUCGCUUAUUCGCAUUCAUUGUAUCAUCUCCUUCUUUUCUUCAACAAUGGAGAAUAUGUCGGAAUACUUUAAGAAAGGGACACCAAAAACCUAUUUUAUCAAACUCAACAACAUCUUCUCCAUCUUUAUCUUCAUAUUCAUCUUUUCAUCUUUUGUGUCUCUUUGUUCUUACACUCACCAUUUCUCCUCUUUCGAUAGACACUACAUCUUCCUCCUUUGCAACGGAAUCCUUGUUUUUCUCAUCAUGAACUUCGAUCCUAACCACGUUUCUUCACCAAAAGAGAUUCAAUCAGUCGUCACAAGUGAAAUCAACCACCCACCUCUGCUAAUCCCAUCAGACAUGGAACCAAUAGCCGCUGUUAUAAAAGAAGAAGAAGAACAACAACAAAUAAAAAACGAAGAUAAUGAAAUCGAACAAGUUGAGAAUGAGGUUUUUGUGUUUGGAGAUCAUAAUUCUCUUUCAGUCAUGCAUGAUCAAAGUGAAUAUCAAAAGGCAGAGAAUCUUAUUGCUUUCAUUGAUGAACAAGAAACAGUGGAGUCGAAAGAAGCAGCAGAAACAAAGGAAUUGAACAAGAAAUGUGCGGAAUUCAUAACAAAGAUGAGAGAAAGAAUGAGGUUGGAAUCAUCGAGUCGACAUACACUAGUGCUACAAACCUAAACAAAUGCAACAAUUAGUUUUUAAUGAGGAGCCGAUGCCGAUCUUUAACUAGCUUCAAAGAUAAACAUGAAUUAGCGAGCCGAUCCUAAGUUUUAUAUUAUCCUUCACGAGCGAGCUGCGAUCGAGCUCAAGCCACUAGACUCUUAAUGAGCCCGAGCUCAAGCCUCUAUAAACGAGUAUGGCUCGAUUAGUGUCAAGCUCGGCUUGACACGGCUUGUUUAUGUCCAUAUCUUUCUCUCUUUUUGUUGUUUGUCUUGCUUUUAUUGUUAUUAUAAAUAGUUAACUAAUUUCAAUUGUUUAAA